This is a messenger RNA of Branchiostoma belcheri (Belcher's lancelet), 5023 nucleotides long. RefSeq names its product serine/threonine-protein phosphatase 6 regulatory ankyrin repeat subunit C-like. The record is from RefSeq and is a predicted model, not a curated record. The transcript is spliced from 26 exons. Bases 146 to 3772 code for a protein of 1208 amino acids. Gene Ontology annotation, cellular component: nucleus; cytoplasm. Gene Ontology annotation, molecular function: protein binding. Lineage: Eukaryota; Metazoa; Chordata; Leptocardii; Amphioxiformes; Branchiostomatidae.
GUGCAGACUGCAGGAUCAGCUAUGGAUAAAGAAGAUCGCGAAAAGGAAGGAAAAGGAGCUGUGUGAGGCUGCAAAGACUGGAGACACAGCAAAAGUAAAGCAGCUGUUAGAUGAGGGAGUCAAGUCCCAGGUUACCAGUGGCUAUAUGAAAAGAACUCCACUGCACCUUUCAGCUGAGAAUGACCAUUAUGACAUUGCCACAGCUUUACUGAAAGCUGGUGCAGCUGUAAACGCACGAGAUGUUGUGGAAAGAACUUCUCUGCAUUUGGCAGCUGUAAAUGGUCACCAUAACCUUGCAACAGCUUUGUUGGGAGCUGGUGCAACUGUGAAUGCACGUGAUGAUCAGCAAUGGACUCCAGUGCACCUGGCAGCCAUGAAUGGCCACCAUGAAACUGUAACAGCUUUACACAAGGCUGGAGCAGAUGUAAAUGCACGGGACAAUGAGGAAAAGAUUCCCUUGCACCUGGCAGCUAAUAAUGGCUACCAGGAAACUGUAGCAGUUCUACUCAAAGCAGGCUCAAAUGUCAACACAAAGAACAGAGAGCAAAUAACUCCCCUGCACCUGGCAUCCCGGGAUGGGGACUAUGAAACUGCAUUGGCUUUACUGACAGCUGGUGCAGAUGCUAAUGUAAUGGACAAGCAGAAAAGUGUUCCUCUCCAUGAAGCUGCUCUUCACGGCCACCCUAAGUGUGUGGAAGUCCUGCUGCAGCACGGGGCUGAUAUCGCUGUGAGGAACAAGGAAGGUUUAUCGACUAAGGACAUUGCUAAAGAUAAGGACACCAGCAGCAUUGAUACGGGAAGAAAGGAAGAAGUCAUCCUUGGCAGAAAUGCAAUACUAAAGCUUCUGCAAGAGGAGAGUUCUAGAAUUUAUAAACGUAACAAGGAAGCUCAAGCUGUCCUGAUCCGGUACUACGAAGAAAAGGGGAUGACCGUGGUGAAGAAGGAUUGUCCAGUGAUUAAAGCAGCAGCAGAGGAGAGUGGAAAAUCUGUGGAGCAAGUUAGGAAUUUCAUCAACUAUUACAAGAGAAAGGCUAGCAGUGGGAAGAGACCAGCUGAUGAACCGGCUGGUAGUCAGAGUGACAGAGUGGCUAAGGAAAGCAGAGAAAAGAUGUCCACAGCAGAUCCAUCUGAUCAGGGUGCAGGAAGUUCCACUUGGCAGGUUCAGACUGCAGGAUCAGCUAUUGAUAAAGAAGAGCACGAAAGGAAGGAAAAGGAGCUGUGUGAGGCUGCAAAGACUGGAGACACAGCAAAAGUAAAGCAGCUGUUAGAUGAGGGAGUCAACUCCCAGGCUACCAGUGGCUAUAUGAAAAGAACUCCACUGCACCUUUCAGCUGAGAAUGACCAUUAUGACAUUGCCACAGCUUUACUGAAAGCUGGUGCAGCUGUAAACGCACGAGAUGUUGUGGAAAGAACUGCUCUACACUUGGCAGCUGUAAAUGGUCACCAUAACCUUGCAACAGCUUUGUUGAGAGCUGGUGCAACUGUGAAUGCGCCUGCUGAUCAGCAAAGGACUCCAGUGCACCUUGCAGCCAUGAAUGGCCACCAUGAAACUGUAACAACUUUACACAAGGCUGGAGCAGAUGUAAAUGCACGGGACAAUGAGGAAAAGAUUCCCUUGCACCUGGCAGCUAAUAACGGCUACCAGGAAACUGUAGCAGUUCUACUCAAAGCAGGCUCAAAUGUAAACACAAAGAACAACAAGCAAAGGACUUCCAUGCAUUUGGCAGCCACGAAUGGGCACCAUGAAACUGUGACUUUACUGGCAGCUGCACAAAAUGCAGACGUGAAUGCACAGGACAGUGAGCAAAUAACUCCCCUGCACCUGGCAUCCCGGAAUGGGGACUAUAAAACUGCAUUGGCUUUACUGACAGCUGGUGCAGAUGCUAAUGUAAAGGACAAGCAGGAAAGCGUUCCUCUCCAUGAAGCUGCUCUUCACGGCCACCCUAAAUGUGUGGAAGUCCUGCUGCAGCACGGGGCUGAUAUCGCUGUGAGGAACAAGGAAGGUUUAUCGACUAAGGACAUUGCUAAAGAUAAGGACACCAGCAGCAUUGAUACGGGAAAAAAGGAAGAAGUCAUCCUUGGCAGAAAGGCAAUACUAAAGCUUCUGCAAGAGGAGAGUUCUAGAAUUUCUAACCGUAAUAAGGAGGCUCAAGCUGUCCUGAUCCGGUACUAUGAAGAAAAGGGGAUGACCGUGGUGAAGAAGGAUUGUCCACUGAUUAUAGCAGCAGCAGAGGAGAGUGGAAAAUCUGUGGAGCAAGUUAGGAAUUUCAUCAGCAAUAGAAAGAAACGGGCUAGCAGUGGGAAGAGACCAGCUGAUGAACCGGCUGGUAGUCUGAGUGACACGGUAGCUAAGGAAAGCAAAGAUGGUGCCAAGAAACCUAGGACUCAGGCACGUGUGGAGGAUGCAGAAAAACCUGGCUGCUCAUUUCAGGGGAUAGAGACGUUAAUGGAGGGCUCAAUCCAAGAUGGGGCAUCAGGAAGCAGCACUGACGUCACCAUCUCCACACAAACUUUGCAGUCAAAACAAGACAUUUCCACUUCAGCGGCAAUUUCUGUGCUGCUGGUAAAUGAUGAGUAUGGUACAGCUCAUGGAGGUGUUUCCACCAUGAGUCGUGGAGUGGCACGGCUACUGAGGAAGCACGGCGCCCAAGUUUAUGCUACAGCUCUGAAAGUAACUGAGGAUGACAAAAGGUCUGCCAAAAGGGAUGGUGUGGAAUUGCUUCUGCCUGAAGUCCACAGUGAUAUGCCACAGCCAUGUUUGGAUUGGUUGAACCAUUACCACAUGGUUCACUACCCAAACAUACCAAGGACCCUACAGUAUGUCGUCGGCCAUGCAGAUGUUACAAGCAAGGCUGCAAAAAGGAUCAAAGAACAAAGCUGCCAGGAAGCAAAGUUGGUCCUCUUCAACCACGAGAUGCCAGAAGACACAGCGUACUUCAAGACAACUAAGAAAGCGAUGCAAGCACCAGACAAGGAAAGCAGAAUAUUGGAAGAUGCAAAGUCUGCUGAUGCCGUGUUCUCGGUGGGGCCCAAGAUCUACAGUUACUUCGAAACAAAUUACAAGUCACUUGAAGAGGCUGGGCCGAGGCACUACCUCUUUCUUCCCAGGGCAUCCAAAGUGUUUGAAAACACAAAUGCCAGGCCAGGAGGAGGACAGAAGGUGGUACUGUCCUUUGGAAGGGUGAGUGAAGUGGUGGUGCAAAAGGGCCAUGACUUGGCAGCUCGGUCCUUGGGGUAUGUACCAGAGCACAUAUUGAGGAACCUGAGCUGGGUUGUGCGUGGGGUCCGAAAAGAUGAAGAUGAUUGGGAAAAGAGCCGGAAAAUUCUGGAGAAGAAGAUGCAGAAGCGCAUUAUCAAACCCACCUUUCGUCCCUUUGGCACCCAGGAGGACAUCGCCAAUGACAUCAAACGUGCUCAUCUGGUCCUGAUGACAUCACGCUCAGAGCCGUUUGGGCUGGUAGGGCUGGAGGCCAUUGCAGCAGGCAUCCCUGUUCUCAUCUCUGACCAGUCAGGGCUGGCAGACAUGAUCAAGGACUUGAGCAAGAAAUACAAGUCCCUCGAAGACCUGAGGCACAGGAUCGUCAAAACCAAUGUGGAGGAGUCCGCGGUGGAGGAAACUGCAAGAAGAUGGGCAGACAAGAUCACAGAUACCCUGGAAUACUCCGAAGGGGAGUUUGAGAAAGCUGCAGAGUUCAAAAAGAAGCUCUUGGAGUCCAAGUACUGGGAAGAAUCCAACAACGAUCUGCUUCGUGUCUGCGGAUUGAUUGAGUGAAUUUAGAUCACUUCUGAUCUAGAUUGAGAGAGCCUAGGUCAGUUCUGGAUCUAGAUUGAGAAAGUCUUAGACCAUUUCUGCAUCACAAGAGAAUUCAGGUGUAAUCUGUCAGUUCCCAAUUCUAUGAGACAGCAAUCACUGAGUGACCGAAAAUUUGUGAAAUACACUAGAUUUCCAGGGAACCUGCAAAUGUCUGAUUUAGAAUGUACCAUGUAAAUGUAUGAUUUAAAGACAAUGUAAGCAGGGCAAAACUGCCAUUUGCAUUUUGUAAGGAGUAUUUUGUUCUUUUCUGUAAGGAAUAUGUUAAAUGGUUUCACACUUAAGUCUUACCUUAGAAGAAGCUUUUGCACUGAACACCAAAUGUAAAAUCGCAGUAAGUCUUGUACGUCCCAGACAAUUAAUAAAUAUGUAAAACCAUUCCUUUGAUGAUUUAUAAGACAACAAACGCCUGUCACCUUGAUGUCACUGUUUAAUGUUUGUAUAUGUACUUCAGAAGUGUUUCCAACACUCAUCCUGCACUGUAGUCAUUACUGUUAUUUUUUGUGAAUAAAGGAAGGGGGUACUCUGAGAGAGGACAGUGGUGAGAAAGGAGUCACAGGUAGAAGUUCUCAGAAGCGAGCCUCCUGUGUGUUUGUACCGGCCACGCCUGUGUCCAGUGUACUUCAUAGUCCUGUAGUCAGUCCCUCCAGCAGCAUCACAAAGAAUCCUGGUUCUAAAACAACAACUGGCCCUGCUUAUCAACAACAAACACACAAAAGUGUUAAAAUAUAUGUUAUGUAUAACGUUAUGACGUUAUGUUCAUAAUUUUGUGUAAUCUAGCUUUUAGUAUGUGAUAUUUUUAUUUGACGUGAUGGUGUGUAUUUCAUUUGUUGGAUGGCUACUUGCCUGACUAACAUUUUUUAUCACAGACAAUAUUUACCAAUUCUUACCUACAUUUGUCUAAUUGGAAUAAUGUUGACUUUAUCAGAAUUUUCUGAAUUUCUUCUUAUGGAAACUUCAAAAGAUGUCGAUGUCAUUGAUGAUGAUCAGAAACAUUUCCCACAAGCUAGUAUGUGCGCAUCAGUAUUGAGUAAUAAGGGUGUGGUAGUAUAGAAACUUCAAAAGCUAUAGAAUAUUUUUGUUUUUUUAUACCUUUCUGUUGAUAUCUGAUAGCUACGGAAUAGGAGGUAGGACAAUUGUGUCCUCCCACCAGCAACACAUCUGGUGUGAAUUAAGAUCAAUAAAGGACAGGGACCACGUGUCCCUAAAUCA